Myiozetetes cayanensis is the source of this 6717-nucleotide messenger RNA. RefSeq names its product COMM domain containing 6 (gene COMMD6). Bases 18 to 641 code for a protein of 207 amino acids. Lineage: Eukaryota; Metazoa; Chordata; Aves; Passeriformes; Tyrannidae. Gene Ontology annotation, molecular function: NF-kappaB binding. The transcript is spliced from 7 exons. The record is from RefSeq and is a predicted model, not a curated record.
GGUGCGCGGCGCGAGCCAUGGCGGCCGGUCCCGCGCGGGCGGUGGCGCGGGCGCUGGAGGCGCUCGAUGCUGGUGGUGCAGCAGAUAAGAUUAAUUUAAUACCUCAAGACUUCUUUGCAGAGCUGUGUGAACAAAUAAUUCAUCAUCUGAACCAUAAGAUCCCAGGUGUAAAUACAGCUGAAUUGUGUCAGAGAAUUCAGACAUCAGGGAUUGAAAUUAACAUUGGUGACCUGGCAAAAAUAGCUAACGUUCUUUCAUUUCUAUUUAGCACAGCAGCCAGAAACAAUCUCUCUACAGAAGAACUCGUCACCACCUUGGGCAGUGCAGUCAGCACACUGCCAAAACAUGCACUUCAAGUUAUACGUCAUGUGUGGAAUGAGCAGGGCAAAUUUGUUACUGCGUCAGAAGAUGCAAGAAACGUGGCCACCGUGGGGCAGUUUGUAGAUAUGAAAUGGAAACUGGGAGUUGCGAUGAGCUCUGACACCUGCCGGUCUCUGAAGUAUCCAUAUGUUACAGUGACGCUGACGGUGGCAGACCCUUCAGGACACAUAACGGACAAGUCUUUUGAAAUGACGAUCCCACAGUUCAAGAACUUCUUCAGACAGUUCAAGGAAAUGGCAUCUGUUCUUGAAACAGUUUGAAGAGAACUUUCAUUUACAGUGACAUUUUGGACAAAGUUAGAUCAAGGAAACUUUCCGUUCUGCACAGGGAAUAAAGUGCUAUUGUUCAGCAAGGUAUGUAUCCUUGUCUCUUUGACAAGAAUUGCUCAGCAUCAUCCUUGCAUUGCUGUGAAGAUUUCUUCGCUUUGAAGCCAACUCUGCAGUGUUUGUGAAAACAUGUUCAGCUUUCUUCAUCCUGGUAGACAAAAUAUUGGGAUGUGUAUGGAAAACCAUCCCUGUAGUCUUCCUAAACCCACACUGUGUGGUUUUAGUGCAGAAAGACACCUGAAAAUGUUAACUGGAAAGAUACAGAGAGAAGUGGAAAUCUCAUGUUAACACUUUUGUCUGUAAAAUUGGGAUGCACUUGGACUCAACAGUGAUAUUACAUAUAAGGAGAAUAUGAAGUUACAUGUAGCAAGCAUACAGUUAUUCUUGAAGAAUAGCAUUGUCGAGUAGUUUGGUGCAGGUAUUUGCAGACUUGGUUUCCAGUCUUUUAAUAACUGGAGAAUGAACUUGUCUUAAUGGCUUGUUUAUUUCAAAUACUUAUUUCUCACCACCUAAGCUUCUAAAACCUGUGUUAAUGCAUUAAGUUUUUCCAGAAACCCAAAAUUUACCCUCUGAAUUGAAGCCCAGAGGCUAAUUUUACAUAAAGGUAGAAAGGCAAAUUUAAUUCAAAAGCAUUUUAAUGUAUUUUUGCUUUUUCAUUUCAUCCAGUAUUAAUCUCUUGCGUUCUGCUUAAUGAUUUUUUGGUCAGCAGUCUGCUUUUUAAUUAAAUUAGGAUGUUGAUUUAGUUGCCUCAGUCCAAGCUCUGAACUAGAAAAGUCAAGAGGAAACUUGAAAAUACAGGCUGGAGUGUUAGCCAAGUCCAUCAGAGAAAGGACCACAUUAAAAGAUUUGCUUGUUGCAUUGUGUCAGGCAUCCACUGGACUCUGUUCUGCACACUCGCUCUCAGAGAAUGUCCUAAUCAGCAAGAUUUUGGACUUUGGUGCUGAAGAAUGGGGGCAUUUCCAAAGGGGAGUGAUAAAUCCAGUGUGAUUGCAUGCUGGUUUUUAAAAUUUUUUUCAUUGAGUUUUCCAUAAAACAAAACACACACUGCAUGUACUGUGGGAUGCAGUAAAAGCAAUACUGUUGCAUCUCAAGAUGUGCUGGUGGUGUAGCAGAACAAGUAAAUCUGAAGAGAGAUAAGUCGUAAGCAGACUGAAGUUUAUGCUUCAAAUUCAGAAUGGUAGAGACUGAGAACCAGUUUUGCUUGGACAGAUCCUCAAGUGAUUUCAGGCCCUCUUAAAAGUGAGAAUAUCUACCUUUCUAAUUCACUUAAUUUUUUUUCCCCACUAACGUUUCUUAAAAGCUGGCUGAAAGUCAUUGCUAUUGGUUAUGCCUGCCUUUUUGUGCUAUAAAAACAAACAGCAUGUUGUGCUGCAUGCAGCAAUCCUUUCAGGAAAGAAAGGAUUUUCACCCCCACGAUUUGGGUACUAUGCAUGGUGCAUAAAAACAGUACUUGGGAGUUGCUUAGAAGCCCAAAUAAGUGGAACAGUGUUGGCUUUAACAAAAUUUUUCAGCUAUGGCCAUUGAUCUGGAUGAUAUGUUCUUUGUGCUGCUUGAAGUCUGAGGUGUUUGUGGCUGGGGAGAGCAGGUUGGUCUUCUCUGGGACCCUCCAAAUAGAAUGUCACAAAAUGGUCUUGGAACACUUAGCAUUUUCUCUUCCCUUCUCUGUCUUCAAGGGCUCAAGGCUGAACCUAGUGCAAACAAAUCCUGUCUGUGUAUGGAAAAGUGAUGUUAGCAGCUGUUGUUUUUCGGGUUUUUUUUGUUUGCUUUUAAUUUGCAAAAGUUGGAGUGUAAGGCUGCUAUAACUGGAAAACAUUGGCUUUGGCCUAGUGAAUUAAUUGUUUUACAUUAGUGCAAGAGUUCCAAAAACAAUAAGUGUGGGUUUUUUUUUAGUAAAGCUGGAGCCUUACAAAUACUUCCCAUGUGUUCUAAUGCACAUAAAUUCUUCAUAUAGCUGGAACUACUUGUGCCUUCAUUGGAACUGGAUGGAAAAGAUUUUAUUCACCAUGUCUUAAUGAUUCAGUAGAUGCUGGAAGGUAAUGAGGGAACUUCCAGUUAGCAUUUUUGCUUGGUCCAUCAGGAAGAGGAGAAAGUUGUCAGCCUUUGUAAAGUGUAACUUAUGUUUUGUCAAAUCAGAUAUUCUAGAAUUUUGAUGAAUAUUUUUUAAAAUGUCCCUGAACUCCAUCCAGCAUGUUGUAAUUCUGGCUGGAAGAUGCUUGGACAUGUGUGCUAUACCAGUUUAAUGUCUGAGAAUUUUCAGAGGAGUUAUGAUUUGAAGUUGGCUCAGUACUCAAACUUCUGAAAUAUGUUCUGAUCUAUCAGUGGGAACUGCUCUACUGAGUAAUGGAAGAAUUAAGUACUUUAUUAAAAGAAACCACACUAAAAACCUAUCAGUUUGCAGGAUAGCAAUACUAACACGUUCAAACAAGCUGACAAGCUGUUGAAUUGUUUAUCUAUUUUAUGUGCAGAAACCAGAUCUUUUAAAAGAGAAUCAGGAGUCCUCUUGUGUUCCUAAUUCUAAUUGUUGAUUAAUACAAAAUUGUAUAACAUGAAUAUUUUUGUAAAUCUACAAACAGUCAUUAAACAUGUAGGUAACAAAGAUAAAGCUGGUCUGUAUUUUGUUUUAAGCCUACUGCAUGCAAGUCUGUCUUGUAAAUAAUGACUAAAGUUCAGGAUUAGACUAUGACUUAAUUUUUUUCCUUUUUAAAUUAGGAUGGAGUUCAAACAUAAGCAGUCUUUCUCUGUGAUGGGCUACCAAGGAGCUGAUGGGUAACUGCAGGCUGCAAGGAUUAUUUGUAUCAGUUACUUAGAGCUAGACAAAGUGUUAUAUUGAAUCAGGAAAAGACAGAGGAAAUACAAGAUUCAUUAAAUUUUGCAGGAGGUUGCAUUUAAAUGAUUUUAUUUCCUUAAUUGUAUUUAGAAGACCUGUAAACAUUUUAUUUUUUUCAACAUUUGCCUAGAACAGACCAAGAGGAAGGAAGGGGGGUGGGGUCUUGCACAGUCAACAAACCCAGGGGAGGGAAUAACGAAGAAAUGUCCUAGCAAUAAGUGCUGUCUUCAUCACAUGACUUUUUUUUUGCUUUAAUUUCAAACACAACAAUCCACUUGCAGAAAGCUAUUUUUGUAGAAAGCUCCACAGAAAGAGUACACAAAUAGCUGUAGUAUGGCUGUGCACUAGUGUUCCAUAUUGAGCUUCUGCACACUUUGGCCUAGUCAUGACCCAAGUAAAAGCAUCUCUGUUCCUACUUCCACAAAACUGUACUGCCUUUCUUUAACCACAUUAUAAAGAUAUGUAACUUCCUUGUUCACUGUGAGUCCAUCCCCUUUGAUUUUUUUACAUUUCUCCUUCUCAAGCCUGUGCACUCUGUUUGAACACCUGAAGAUACAUUACCUUGGAUCAAUUAAAAACAAAAGUAGAGAUAUGAUAAGUUGAAGGAAGAAUGUUUUUUUUUCUUUCUUGCUUGCCCUGUUCCUUGUCAUGUUUGAAUGUUUUGUUACCCUGUAGGUAUAAUGAGAGGGUAAUUUCCACUCCUUUGCAGAGGCAUGCAGGGUGGUUCUGGCUAGCCUUUGCAGGUACUAAAGUAACACACAAAAGUGCCUGAGUAAUUUGAUCUACCUGCAGCAAAAAAUGCCUCAUCUCUGAAGAACCUUUACAAUGUGGGCAGGGGGAGGGGGGCAUUUAAAAUUGAGCACCCUCCUGUCCAGGAUUCUUUGGUUGAUCAUGGUAGGGCUCAUUUCCUAGACAGAUUUUUAGGACAGUUAUAUGCCUGUUGGUUGGGCUGCUAGCUUGCUGGGCAUUCACUUCAUUAGGAAGCUGGAUUUGUGCAUGUUAGUAUCUGACCUGAGUGCUUUGACCUGAGCUUGCAUGGUAUGUUGUUGCAGUUCUCCCUUCCUGAGGCUCAGGCCAUUCAUAAUUGGAUGUGCUUGUCAAUUUUUGGCCAAAUACUUCCUUUACUUUUGCUUUUAGUGUACAGCACUGUCCAUACCUACUCAUCCAGGUCUACUUUUCUUUCUUUAGGGGAGGUGUCAUGGUUUAAUCCCAGGUCAAACACCACACAGCUCCUUGCUCACUCCCCUCCUGUGGGACGGGAGGGAGAGUCAGAAAAGUUAGAAAACUCAUGGGUUGAGAUAAAGACAGUUUAAUAGGUAAGGCAAAAGCUGCACACACAAGCAAAGCAAAACAAGGCACUCCAAAUAUCCCCCCUUCCUCUUUCUUCCCCACCCUUUAUGUACUGAGCAUGAUGUCGUACAGUAGGGGAUAUCCCUUUGGUCAGUUGGCAUCAGCUGUCCUGGCUGGGUCCCCUCCCAAUUUCUCAUGCACCCUCAGCUCCCUUGCUGGUGGGAUGGUGUGAGAAGCAGAAAAGGCCUUGGCUGUGUUUAAGCACUGCUCAGCAACAACAAAAACAUCUCUCAUAUUAUCAACACUUUCCAGCACAAAUCCAAAACAUAGUCCUGUACCAUCUCCUGUAAAGAAAAUUAAUUCUACCACAGCCAAAACCAGCACAUGCAAAUCAGAGGGACAAUGCUCAGUACUCCUCAUACCUUUGAAAGUCUUCCUGAUUCUUGUUUCCAAGGCUCUUCAAGGGAAGGGGUAGAAAUGACCCGUCACUUGAACUGAGUUACUGGGAUAUGUCUGUUAAUGAUGACUUUGUGUCAUUGAGAAAGUAAGGAAGCUGAGAUUGCUGAUUGUCUCCAUGAAGGCUGAUUUUAGUGGUUCUGGGUUUCCUCUUCCCUAUACUUCAUUUGCCUCCUGUGGCUAAUUACGGUCUAGUUGCCCUAAUUUGAGAACUGCUUCUGUUCGUUAUGUUUAAGUGCCAUAGUUUCCAAAUACUCUGUCAGUGCUUAUAUUACAAAUACUAUUAUGUUUAUAUAAAUUGGAAGUUUCAAUGUCAGUUUUGUACAUACUGAACUAAGGAACAGUAAGGAAAAUUUAUUAUUUCGUAAAAUAAAUCUCUGUGCUAGGUAGUAUUUCAGGGCACUUCAUCAUAGCAUCGGUCACCAGGUGGCACUGCUAUACACAGUCUUGCUACACAGCAAUCCUUUGAGAGCAUGUCUGGAAAUGGGAUAAGGACUUCAGGUUUUCUCCUCUGUGUUGCUUGGAUCUGGAACUGUACACACUCGUGUCAUCAUAACUUCCAUCCUACUUCUUACAUUGUAUGGAAACACUUUAAUUUCUGUUUUAGUUAUCAAAAAGAUGAGCAUAAAUGUUUCCAGUGACACAAACAACAGUCAGCAUUUUAAUGGUAACAGAAUACAUACCAUUGCAUAUUUGCACUAGCUUAAAACAGUAAUUUAAUUACACUAAUGUUUCUGCAUUAUGACUCGUUCUUUUAAAAGUAUCAUGUUGCAUUUGAAGCCUAUCUUCAUUUUACUUUUUUCCCUGUUUAUACAUUUCUCAAAGAGAUUUUUCUAGAUCUGUAUCUUGUUUAUAGAAUGAGCAUUUGCUUAUCCAAGGUUUUUGUGCGGUUUGCCCACUCUAAAAUCCUUCUUCCCUAUUUUUUUAAUGCAGCCUAGUUACCAGUGUCUUUAUCCCACAUUCAGGAAUACACUUCUCUGCCACUGAAAUUGGCCCAGGUGCUUAAUUCCCCUGGGAAUUACCUCUGAAUCUGAAUCAGAUGUUUUUGGUUAUACUGAAGCUGCAAAGAAUUUUUCAGUUCCCAUGAAUGUCAUCACUGUGGUGUCUUUGGCAGUUGAGAGCUUGGCCAAAUUAAAGCAAGACAGGCUUCCUUCCCAGUGAUGCUUUUGAGCUGGGAAGUACUGGAUAUUGCAACCACAUAUGAAGCCUGAGAGUGGUGCUAAGGUCUACACUCAUAAUAAGCAGAGGAAUGUAAGUGCAUGUCUCACACGAAUCACCAGUGUGCUCUACGAUGCUGCUUCUCGCACUCGGGAAGGUGGGAAGAUGAGAGAUGUUCUGCAGGCAACAGAGUCAAGACAACAGAUGUCGAUUAACCUAGGAGAGAGUCAAGGAUAAUGAGAAAGAGGAUUAAGGGGUUCCCAUCUGUUCCUUUUUUUU